This is a messenger RNA of Penaeus monodon (black tiger shrimp), 2544 nucleotides long. Its product is annotated as CUE domain-containing protein 1-like. The coding region runs from base 276 to 1046 and encodes 256 amino acids. Lineage: Eukaryota; Metazoa; Arthropoda; Malacostraca; Decapoda; Penaeidae. The record is from RefSeq and is a predicted model, not a curated record. The transcript has 5 exons.
UUGUUUUAAAUCCAUUUUUUCAGAAGAACAGAACACAGAUAAUAACAUCUUCAGGCAGAUUAAAGAACAGUAGAAGAAGUUUGGACAACUAGCAUUGAAAAACGUUCGGCAACGACUGCGUUGAAACGUGCGAGUGCCGUGAGAACUGGUCCACAGCGCAGGCCGCUCGCUCGGAAAAGCGCAGAGGAACCUGCAGCUCACCGUCGCACACACGCAGCCUCAGAACACAGCGCAGGUUUUGCUCGCAGCCCUAGUCGAAGGGACAGUGAGCGAGCAUGUGCCUGGAAACAGUGGGCGUGUGGCUGCGGUCGUGGGUGGUGCAGGCCAAGGCGAGGUUUCGUUACCGCAUCGACAAGGCUCACGCGGCCAGGGCCAGGAAGCGCUGGAUCAAGCGCCAGAAGUCGGUGAUAAGGGCCAAUUAUCAGCAGGAUUGUCACAGCGACCCUCUGGAUCACCUGGGGCACCAUCCCUACAAGCCCACUACCUAUGUGUCCGACAGCGAGGACGAGGAGUGUAGGCUCACCUACAACUCGGAUCAGGGCGUCGGGGUGCUGUCGCCGCAGCGGCUGAGUCAGCGCCUGAACGAGAACGCGCUGGCCCGGGAGGCGGUGGGCGAGAGCGACGCGGAGCUGGCUCAGUAUCUCAAGGACGAGCGCAUCGCCCUCUUCCUCCAGAAUGACGAGUUCAUCAACGAGUUAAGGACCAACCGGGAAUUCAUGACGGCGCUGCAAGAAGAUUAUCAGUCGGAAGCAGCAGAUGAUGAGGAAGUGGAUGGGACAGAGGUCAAGGGGCAGUUAGCACACCUUGAUGAUGCCACACUCAGAGAGAGAAUUGCCACAAUGGGUAAAGCCUCAAGGAAAAAAUUUGCACAGAUUGCUAAGGUAUUUUCGCGACGUAAGCGCAGUGGAGGGAGAAGUCUCCUCCCCAGCACAGGGAGGGAACAGCUCCUUAUAUCCGCUGAUCCUCUCAUUGAAGACGAUGACGAUGACAGGCAACUGCAGCAAGUGGAGGGAAAUAUGGCAGCUUCCCCAAGACACCUUCGGUAGAGGUAUGUAAAUGAUACCUGUGAAGCAGUUACAGGACCACAACCUCAGCAUGGAAAAUCAUCUUGUGCUUAAGAUGUGACAUUGCUGUGGGUUCUGAACAACUGGCAGCGAUCAAGUUCGGAGAAAAGGAUGAGCGUGUUUGGGUUGGGCUUUCAGAGGGACUCCACUCAAGGCAUAAUAGUGUACCUCUUGAAAGUUUAUAUUCAAUAUGAUUGUUUUUUCACUUUGAGAAGCAUGUUGAUUGUUUUCUGAAUGUUGUAUUGUGAUGCAGUGAAACCAAAGCAUUUUUAAUCUGAGUUAUACCUUAUUAGUAAGUUAGUUUCAUUAUCAGUUACACUUCAAGUAUGAGGAACACGUCUUUUCAUUUCAGUGUUACAGUAUAAUCAGGGCAUUUAUCAUAACACUUGGUUGUACUUUAUGUAGUCAUGUCUGUGACAGAAGUAUGAAUUACAGGUGAAAGUCUGAAUAUGAAUAUUUUCAUUGAAUGUUCAUAUGAAACUUUAGUCAGAAUAGCUAUCUAAUCUUUCACCUAGGUUAUCAAGAGUUCUCAGUUUACCUGAGUUCUCCUUUCCCUGCAGGAACAAAUUCUGAAAGUGUUAAUGACAUUUUAAAUAGAAACAUAGGAAUUGUAUUUUUUUAUUAUGAUGUGAAACAAUUGAAGAGAAUUUUAUAAUGAUAUAUUAACUGGCAGUUUAAUAGCAGAUUGGUAAAGUUUAUGUUGUAAUAUAUAUUAAAAAGGAAAAUGUAUAAAUUAUAUUUCUAGUAUAUUGCAUACAGGUAAGUUGAGACAGUGUUUCCCAUGAUUGGAGUAAGCAUUGCAUAUAGAAUGAGCAACAAGAAAUGAAAUGGAGAAAGGAGUUGUGCUUAGGUAGAUGGUUACAAGGAGGGGAUGAUUAGCUAGCUUGUAAUAGCAAGGCAGUUUAUGCUCGUAUGCCAUUAUUCCUCUGUGGUAGAACUUAAAGCCUUUGUUGGCCAUGGUUACCACAGAAAGAUACAAGUCAAGAGUUUUUUUCUUUUACUGUGUGCAAACGUCUGUGCUACUGGUUGAGUCACAAUAUUAUGGUCAUAUGACAUGUGUGAUAUAGAUUAUACUCAGUGCCAAGACUAGUGGAUAAUUAUUUUAUGAUAAGUAUAAAUCCUUUUCUUUUAAGUUAAAAUAUGAAAUACCUGUUAUCACUUAUGGAGGAUUCUACUAUAAUGCAGGACAAUAACCCUUUAUUUUUUAUCCAUCAACUGUUAUAAUCUUCCAGUUCUCAUAAUGAAAUUUAAUGAUGUUAGAUACUUUUGAUUAUUUUAUUGAACGUCAAAUAGAAUUGAUUGAUAAAACCUUUGCAUAUGUCUUUGAUAUAACAGACUUCUUAUUAAACUAAAGUUGUAGAUUUGCUAAGGCAUAAAGUUCAGCUCAUCAUUAUAAUGUGAGUUUAACCAGAAAUGUACCAUUUUGAGAAUUAUACUGUGAUAUGCAAAGGAGAUUGAAACAGAUGGACUGAUAUGGUGA